Tripterygium wilfordii is the source of this 1092-nucleotide messenger RNA. RefSeq names its product phosphoenolpyruvate carboxylase kinase 1-like. The coding region runs from base 50 to 865 and encodes 271 amino acids. Gene Ontology annotation, molecular function: calcium-dependent protein serine/threonine kinase activity; ATP binding; calcium/calmodulin-dependent protein kinase activity. Gene Ontology annotation, cellular component: cytoplasm; nucleus. Gene Ontology annotation, biological process: peptidyl-serine phosphorylation; intracellular signal transduction; protein autophosphorylation. The transcript is spliced from 2 exons. The record is from RefSeq and is a predicted model, not a curated record. NCBI's taxonomy places the organism in Eukaryota, Viridiplantae, Streptophyta, Magnoliopsida, Celastrales, Celastraceae.
CAAGCCCCUAAGCAACACCCCAUAACCAAAACAAACAAACAGAAAUCUCAUGACCCAGCAACUACACAAGGACUACCAAAUCUGUGAGGAGAUCGGCAGGGGACGCUACGGCACUGUUUUCCGGUGCGUUUCCCCUGCCUCUGGUGACUCAUUCGCUGUCAAAUCCAUCGACAAGCGACUUAUCUCUGGCGACUCCCUUGAGUCACAGUGUCUUCUAACAGAACCCAAGAUCCUGCAACUCCUCACGCCUCACCCUCAAAUCACACAGCUAAUAGACUGCUACGAGGACGAUACGUACCUUCACAUGGUCUUGGAGCUUUGUCCCAACCUAGACCUCCACCAGAUCAUCGUCGAUCACGGUUCUCUGCCGGAAUGUAAGGCUAGAAAGAUUAUUACACAGCUUAUGCAAGCAAUCGCUCACUGCCAUAAGUUCAACAUCAUCCACCGCGAUAUUAAGCCCGACAACGUCCUCUUCGAUUCGCGAAACCGCGUGAAAUUGGCGGAUUUUGGUUCUGCGGAAGUGGUAGGGGAAGGUGAAUUGGCGAGAGGAGUGGUGGGGACGCCGUAUUACGUGGCGCCGGAGGUGUUGUCCGGGAGAGAUUACGGGGAAAAAGUAGAUGUGUGGAGCGCGGGUGUCGUUUUGUAUGUAAUGUUGGCGGGGUUUCCGCCGUUUUACGGGGACGAUGCUGUGGGGAUAUUUGAGGCGGUUUUGAGGGCUAAUUUGAGAUUUCCGACUAGGGCUUUUCAAUCGGUGUCCCCUUCCGUGAAGGAUUUGUUGAGGAGAAUGUUGUGCAAGGACGUGUCCCGGAGAUUCUCUGCAGAGCAAGUUCUAAGGCAUCCAUGGAUGACAAGUGGUGGAGACUGAUCCUGGAAAAGACUAUAUAUACAUAUAUAGUUGCAGUGAUGAACAUUUUGAUGCAGCAGCUUGAAUGUUAGGGUCUUUGUAGAUUCUAAUAAAUUAGAACAAAAGAAGGUGCUUUUGUAAAGUGUGUGUAUAGAGGAGGACACCUUCUGUAGAGAGUAUCCUACGUUUUUUUAAUUGCGAGGAUGGGUUUGUAUAGGAAAGCCGCUAGUAUUGCAGUUUCUGGGGAA